GAGAGAUCUUAGUUCGCAGCUCUAACGCACGUGUUGCUCUGCUCAGUCUUAUUGUGCUUCAAUUUGCGGUACAUACUUGGUGUUGGUUACUACCCAAUUGAAAACGGCUGUUCGUGAUGGAAAAUAUGUUUACGCUAGCUUAUCGGCGAAUUCCCAGCCUGACAAAAACAAGUUGUGACGGCAGUGCAACGGUUGCCUGUAUGCGAUUUCAUUCGAUCUGCUGUAACCUGAUCUGCUGCUGUGGUAUAGGUGCCGCAAGUUGAUAACCCCAGUGGGCACGGCAAGCCAAGAUCACUCGAUUUGACGCGAUAGAUGCCCGCACUUUUUAUACUAGAUCAGCAUUUCGUUUCUUACAGCCCAACGACAUGGUCAUUCUUCGCUACUAUGAUGCGCAGGCACACAGCGCGGCCGAGGAGCAGAAAGCCCUGAGGCGACUGCAGGAAAGGAACGCCGCCGUGGUAUCUGUGCGCAUGGAGCGUUGCUAUCAUCUGGAGUACAGCGGGCAGGCAGAGCAUUCUCUGGCCUUGGAUGAGCUACUGAUCUGGCUGGUAAAGCAACCCUUGAAGAGCGGCCAGAGCCUGGUCAGACAUUCCGUUCUCCAAGCGGAGAGCAAGCUCCAGUUGAUCCUGGAGAUCGGUCCACGCUUUAACUUUUCCACGCCCUACUCCACAAACUGCGUAAACAUAUUCCAGAACCUCGGAUACACCGAGGUUCGUCGGGUUGAAACUUCCACCCGCUACCUUCUGACUUUUGGCGAUGAUUCGGAGGUGCCGGAGGCGGCCUGGUUCGUUCCUUUGAUAGGCGACCGCAUGACACAGUGUCUAUACACCGAGGAGAACACCCCCAUUGCGAGCUUCGAUGAACAGCUACCAGAACGUCAGGACAACUGGCAAGUCGUGCCCGUGUUGGAGGAGGGGCGGCCGGCACUGGACCACAUCAAUCAAAAGCUUGGCCUAGCCUUCAACGAGUUCGAUCUGGACUACUAUCACGAUUUGUUCGUCAAGGAGCUCGGCCGCAAUCCCACAACAGUGGAGCUGUUCGACUGCGCCCAGAGCAACAGUGAGCACUCGCGUCACUGGUUUUUCCGUGGACGCAUGGUGAUCGAUGGGGUGGAACAGCCCAAGUCACUUAUAAGUAUGAUAAUGGACACACAAGCUCACUCGAACGCCAACAACACCAUUAAGUUUAGCGACAAUAGCAGCGCCAUGGUGGGAUUCCAGCACAAGGCCAUUGUCCCAACCUCCGUGGUGGCUCCCGGACCAGUGCGCUUGGAGAGCGUGCAGUCUGACCUUAUUUUUACGGCGGAAACCCACAACAUGCCCACGGCUGUGGCGCCCUUCAGCGGGGCCACUACUGGCACGGGCGGACGACUACGUGAUGUUCAAGGCGUGGGCAGAGGUGGGGUUCCAAUCGCGGGAACGGCUGGUUACUGCGUGGGAGCUCUUCACAUUCCAGGUUAUAAACAGCCGUACGAGCCCUCAGACUAUAAGUAUCCUGAGACGUUUGCACCCCCGCUUCAGGUGCUCAUAGAGGCGAGCAACGGCGCCUCAGACUACGGAAACAAGUUCGGCGAGCCGGUGAUCUCCGGCUUCGCCCUCUCAUAUGGCCUCAACAGUGCAGCUGUUGCGAGCCACCGGGAUGAGUACGUAAAACCGAUCAUGUUUAGCGGUGGCCUAGGCACAAUGCCCGCAUCGAUGCGUGAGAAGCUGCUGCCGACUCGCGGCCAGCUGCUUGCCAAGAUCGGCGGCCCAGUGUACAGAAUAGGAGUGGGUGGCGGUGCCGCAAGCUCUGUGGAGGUACAGGGAUCUGGAGACGCAGAACUAGACUUCAACGCCGUUCAGCGGGGAGACCCAGAGAUGGAGAACAAGUUAAAUCGCGUUGUACGCGCCUGUCUAGAACUUGGCGACCAGAAUCCUAUCCUGGCCAUUCACGACCAGGGAGCUGGCGGCAAUGGUAACGUUCUUAAGGAACUUGUAGAACCCGGCUUCGCGGGAGCAGUUAUUUUCUCCAAGGAGUUUCAACUAGGCGAUCCCACAAUCACUGCCUUGGAGCUGUGGGGUGCCGAGUACCAGGAAAACAACGCCAUUCUCUGCAAAGAUGAUCAACGCGAUCUGCUCGAGAAAAUCUGCCGACGUGAACGGUGCCCUAUUAGCUUUGUAGGAGUAGUGACUGGGGAUGGGCGAGUCACGCUGCUGGAGAAGGCUGCCCCUAAGGACAUUGAACAGGCCCUGAACGAAUGCAACCCCAGCACGCCUUCACCGUUUGACUUGGAGCUCAAGUAUGUCUUGGGCGAUAUGCCUAAAAGAACGUAUGAGUUGAGCCGCGAGCCGACUCCGCUAAAGGAAUUGCGUCUGCAGAAAGACUUGCACCUGGAAGAGGCUUUGGAAAGAGUUCUUAGUUUGGUGGCAGUCGGUAGUAAGCGCUUCCUCACAAAUAAGGUGGAUCGCUGCGUUGGAGGGUUGAUCGUACAGCAACAGUGCGUGGGUCCGUUGCAAGCUCCACUUUCGGAUUACGCGUUAACCACCGUAUCUCACUUUAGCACUUCCGGUAUUGCCACCUCAAUUGGUACUCAACCUCUCAAGGGUCUGCUUGAUCCCGCCGCAAUGGCCAGGAUGUGUGUGGCUGAGGCGCUUAGCAACCUUGUAUUUGUAAAGAUAAGCGAACUUGCAGACGUCAAGUGUUCAGGAAACUGGAUGUGGGCUGCAAAGUUGCCCGGAGAAGGAGCGAAGAUGUUUGACGCCUGCAAGGAGCUCUGCAAGAUUCUUGAGGAGUUGCAUAUCGCCAUCGACGGGGGAAAAGACUCUCUGUCCAUGGCUGCAAAGGUGGAAGGCGAGACAAUAAAGUCCCCGGGUACUCUUGUCAUCUCAACCUACGCUCCCUGUCCGGAUGUUCGGCUAAGGGUUACACCUGAUAUAAAGGGUCCAGGCUUGGGCUCCCAAACUGUCUUGCUCUGGAUAAACCUGGAAGACAGCCUUCGCCUAGGUGGCUCGGCUUUGGCUCAGGCCUACGCCCAGCAGGGCAAGGAGGCACCUAACUUGACAAGGAGUGAUCUGCUGGGUAAGGCAUUUGCAGUCACCCAAUCGUUGUUGGGAGAAGGCCUUCUUAAAGCAGGACACGAUGUCAGCGACGGAGGAUUGCUCGUUUGUCUUGUGGAAAUGGCGAUCGGCGGGCUGAGUGGUCUCAGGGUGGAUAUAUCGGAGCCUUUGGCCAAACUAAAGAACUACAGUACAGCUGCCGAGGAAAUCAAUCGUCCCGAGCUGGCGCUUCUCUUCGCGGAGGAAUGUGGAUGGGUAGUGGAAAUAUUAGAGACGGAUUUGGAGCGAGUGCGAUCCACCUACGAAGUCGUCGGAAUACCGAACUACUAUUUGGGCGUGACUGAUGGAUUCGGACUCGAUUCCCGUGUGGUAAUCAAGCAGGGUGCAUCAGAGCUGCUGGAUCAGCCCCUCCGAUUGCUCUACCAGAAGUGGGAGCGCACAAGUUAUGAACUUGAAAAGCUUCAGGCCAACCCAGAGUGCGCCCAGGCGGAGUAUAAGAGCCUUGAAUAUCGCAAAGCCCCGCGAUACAGGGGUCCCUUGAAUCUGCAGGCAGAGUUAACUCUUAAACGAUCCAACGCCCCAGUCCGUGUGGCAAUACUCCGGGAGGAGGGUGUCAACAGUGAGCGUGAGAUGAUGGCCUGCCUUCUAAAAGCUAACUUCGAGGUGCACGAUGUGACCAUGUCGGAUCUUUUGCAAGGUACCACAAACCUGGCCGAAUACCGAGGACUAAUCUUCCCGGGCGGCUUCAGCUAUGCAGACACUUUAGGAUCGGCCAAGGGUUGGGCAGCCAACAUUCUCCACAAUCCUCGCCUGCUGCCUCAGUUUGAGGCUUUUAAGCGCCGUCAAGAAGUCUUUUCUUUAGGCAUUUGCAAUGGGUGCCAACUGAUGACUCUUAUUGGAUUUGUGGGCAGUCCAGGCAGCGAAGUGGGUGUAGAUCCUGAAGUAGCCCUGGUCCAUAAUAUAUCCCAGCGAUUCGAAUGCCGCUGGGCUACAGUUAGGAUUCCAGCCAACCGCUCUAUAAUGCUGGAAAACAUGAAGGAUCUAAUUCUAGGCUGUUGGGUGGCUCACGGUGAAGGUCGUUUUGCAUUCCGGGAGGAGAAGCUCAUAAGCCAACUACAUUCGGAAGAGCUGGUUACAUUACAGUAUGUUGAUGAUGCAGGCUUGCCGACGGAACUCUAUCCCCUUAAUCCGAACGGCAGUCCUCGCGGAAUAGCCGGUAUUUGCUCGGCGGAUGGACGACAUUUAGCCCUAAUGCCACAUCCGGAACGUUGUUCCUCCAUGUACCAGUGGCCCUAUGUGCCACCGUCCUUCGAGGUUUCCCCAAGAAAGGCAGAGAGCCCUUGGCAGAUUAUGUUUAACAACGCCUACAAUUGGUGUGCUAAGUCAGAUCCAUAGGAAUCCUACGGGGGUACGAAACUCUUGAAUACAUUUUUUGUAUUAAUGCCUCGAUUAAUCGAACUGCAAUUUACAAUAUCCGAAUUUGUUUACUAUAAAUCUAAUAAACUUUUGAAAAUUAAAAUAAACGUACAAACACGAAA
Drosophila rhopaloa is the source of this 4573-nucleotide messenger RNA. RefSeq names its product phosphoribosylformylglycinamidine synthase (gene Pfas). Gene Ontology annotation, biological process: 'de novo' IMP biosynthetic process. Lineage: Eukaryota; Metazoa; Arthropoda; Insecta; Diptera; Drosophilidae. Bases 366 to 4430 code for a protein of 1354 amino acids. The transcript is spliced from 3 exons. Gene Ontology annotation, molecular function: phosphoribosylformylglycinamidine synthase activity. The record is from RefSeq and is a predicted model, not a curated record.